Messenger RNA from Linum tenue, 441 nucleotides. The record is from the annotation of a GenBank genome assembly. Lineage: Eukaryota; Viridiplantae; Streptophyta; Magnoliopsida; Malpighiales; Linaceae.
AUGGAGGAGGUAAUGGUGGCUCCGCAGCAAGCGCAUGAGGCCCGGAUUCGAAUCGUCUGCACGUCGCUUUGCCAGAGCGACAUCACUUUCUGGAAGAUGAAGGAUUUCCUCGAGAUUAUGCCCAGGAUUCUCGGCCAUGAAGCGUUCGGACGCCCGGGACGAGGAGAUGAAGCAGCAAUCUUUCCGCCGCCAGAUUCUAUUGGACGCAGUGUGAGAAUUCAUUGCGGUGCUAAAGAAAAGAUAUAUGUCAAGGACAGGUGCGGCCCUCGGGGAGAUGUUCGCUUCAGUGGCGGCUGGGCUUCUCCAGGACUCAGAGUUGCAAUUCCAUCGAUGUCAAUCCUUCCUGACGGAUACCAGCAGUCAAGUUUGAGAAACGGAUGUCGGGAAGCUGGCCCCUGUUGUGUGAUCGAGGGGAGAAAUGGAUGGCGUCGGAACAUCUAG